UAUGCGUGUUGCUUAUGUAAUGGUCUAUGUAGCCUCUACAUACUCUCUCGUGUUCUUGUUGGUUCCGUUCAUAUCGGUAUCCCUUAUCUUUUCCUUCUUCUUCUUCUUCUUCCACUUGCCCCAACCCCAUCGAAUCCCAGAAACAGAUCAAGAAGCAGUAACUUGUAUAGAAGAUGGAAAACGAUCAAACCACAAGAACAACGAAGACGACGACGACGACGACGACGACGAAGGAAACGACAAACGAAACGACUCAAGAACUAACCAUCCCAGCCUCAUCAGAACUCAUCACCGAACCAACCCAACUACUCGGACUCUUCCCAAUCGAACAAGACCAUGAGACCUUUGACUCACUCAACAUCCUCUCAGAACUAGCAACCUCAGUAGUCCAAACCACCCAACAACAUCCAAACCAACCUCAACAGCAAGAACAACAACAAGAACAAGAACAACUAGAACAACAAGCCUCGAUCUCAGAUAAUGCAUUCCAAGCACUACUACUAGCCUCACUCUCUGACCCAUUCCCAACCAACCCAUCCGCAUCAUCAUCAUCCUCAAACUCAUCAGCAAACCAAAGAAAACAACAAAAGCAACAACCAUCAUCAUCAUCCAACUCACCGUCAUCACCCACUUCAACCUUCAACCUACUCAGCUCACUCGACUUCCAACAACUCUCAUCAUCAACAAUAGCAGCAACAGCAACAGCAUCAGCCCCUCAAUCACAACUCCAACAUCAACAAUCCCCUGCCCUCGAACAACUCAAUCUCCAUCUCUCACCCGAUACAAACCAACUACAGCUCAACAAUAAUAAUAUUCAAUUCAAUCACUCAAACGAACACCAUUUUAUCACCCAACACCAACAUGCCCAGGAUCUACUCUCUGCUCUAUCCGCACUCCAAACCGAUCCAAACCAACUCAACAACACCCUCACACAAGAUCCAAUAGAACUCCAUCAUCCUCAUCAUCAUCAUCAUCAACAGGAAGAACUUGACUUCGAUGACCCAACCCUCUUCUCUCCCUUCGACCCAGAGCAGGACCAAAUCCCAAACCAACCGGUCUCUCUCACCGAUCAAAUCGACCUCCUCUUCGGAUCUCAACCUCUCACCCCUCAAGCCUCAUCAUCCUCAACAACUGCAGCCACCUCUAGGAAGGUCUACUCAAACUCAUUCUCAUUCCAACAACAACAGAAUCAGCAGCAACAGCAGCAACAGAUCGCAAACCAACAACAACACCAAGACCUUCUCAACCAUCUCGACAGUCAACUCGAUCUCUAUAACCAUCUCCCUCUCGACCAGCAUCACGAGUUCAACUUCCUCUUCGAUCCUGACUACCAAACCAAUCCUCAUCCACUCCAUCAAACCCAAGAGCAACAACAUCUAGACGAAUAUCAAUCUUAUUAUCAGCCUCCCGAUGAUCAUCAGGAUACCGAUGAUCUCUUGGCCAGAUUGGAUCAUGGUAUCAUGAUCACUCAGGAGGAAAUCAAACUCAAUAAACUCGACGGCUCGAUCGAAGACUCGUUAAAUCUUAAUCAAGUUUAUCUCGAUCAGAUCAAAAAAUCGCUCGAGCAUCUUAACUCAUUGCACCAGAAAGCUCAGAAAUUCUUGUCGAUUUCGAAACACUGUGUUCAAGAAAUCCAGCAACAACAACGAUCCGCGUCCUCAUCCAAACUCUCUUCAACCCACCCCGCCCCGCCCGAUCCAGCCGCGAAGAACCUGAGUCUAGUCUCCGACCAGAUCUCGGCGAUCUCCUUGCCUUGGUUCAAACAUCAAUUCGGAGUGGACCUGCCUAGUUUCGAAGAUGCUAAGAAACGAGACCAGUAUAAUAGUCUCUUGCACCAACAACCAUGGCAGCCUCCUGAACGCAGAAAGUUGGACGACGAGGUGGCGGGGAUAUUGCGACUAAACAACCAAAACAGGAGCGCGAUUGAUUGGGAUCGGGUGGCUAAGAAUAAAUUCACUGUCGUUUUUGUGGUGAUCGUCUUUAGUUCCCCGAUCGGAAGCCGAUCGAAUGCAGAUGCUAUGGACCCACAAACAGGACUCUUCACUCAAACAAUCUAA
Messenger RNA from Puccinia graminis f. sp. tritici CRL 75-36-700-3, 2057 nucleotides. RefSeq lists its product as uncharacterized. The transcript is spliced from 5 exons. The coding region runs from base 174 to 2057 and encodes 627 amino acids. The record is from RefSeq and is a predicted model, not a curated record. Lineage: Eukaryota; Fungi; Basidiomycota; Pucciniomycetes; Pucciniales; Pucciniaceae.